Messenger RNA from Ochlerotatus camptorhynchus, 2574 nucleotides. RefSeq names its product BSD domain-containing protein 1-A-like. Bases 674 to 1945 code for a protein of 423 amino acids. The record is from RefSeq and is a predicted model, not a curated record. Gene Ontology annotation, cellular component: cytoplasm. The transcript has 4 exons. NCBI's taxonomy places the organism in Eukaryota, Metazoa, Arthropoda, Insecta, Diptera, Culicidae.
UGUUUACUAUACGUGUGUUUGCAUCCAAUGGUGAAAAAAAGUUCCAUUGCCAGUGUAAAUUGCAUUUAUUCGUUGUAAUUUAUGUUCUAUUUAGUUGAAUUAAUCCACAUAACUAUGAAACUUGUCUUUCUAUAACGGUUAUUGCACGGUAACAGUGAAAAAUUUGCAAUAUAUGUGACCUGAAUAUUUUCUUUUUGCGUGAUAAAUUCGCUGUCACUUUUUUGCUGGUCGACAUCCCGCAGUCGACAGAAAAAGAAGCCGUCAAAACCGUGGGGGUUCAUUUGUUGACAAACUUUCGUCGUUUUUGUGUGGUGGAACGUCUGGAGUGGGGCCAAAGUUUUUCUUUUCCUCCUCUCGUAUGCAGUCAGCCAGUCAGUGGUAGAAAAUAAUCCAGUUCUUGCUGUGCUCCUCUGUGUUCGUGUGUGCGUGUUUACCUACUGAAAGUGAAUGAUCUAAGCUUGUGAAGAAAAUAGCAAAAAAUAAGUUUAAUAAUUGAUGCAUCAAAACUUUCUGCAAAAAUGUACUUCUGAGCUGACUUCCAAGGUCUGAAGGAAGGGCAAUUAAGAAUAGCUGAGGAAGCUACUCUGCCAGUAACCAGAGUUGGGUAAAUUCUAUCUCCUGUGCUCUAGCUAGAGAGCGUUCAUUUGCAGCUGCCUGCAAAAAGUGUGUCGAUAUGGCAGACAAAAGUUCGGUUGGAGACAAAAGUCCGGAGAAGGAGGCUACCAGCCCAACCGGAAGCAUGUCUGGAUCGGGUGGUGGCAGCUGGUGGGGUUCCUGGUUGGACACGGCUAAAUCCAAGUCGGCCUCCGUGUUGGAAGCGGUCAAAAAUGAUCUGACCGAACUGACGACGGUUGUGAAAACGGAAGCCACAAGCGCCACAGAGGCACUAGGAAGGAGUUUGAGUCUAAACGAGCCAGAUUCCACUGUCGGGGCGAUGAAAAAGAGCUUUAGCUCAUUCCUGGGACAGGUCACGGAAGCUUUGGUUCCAACCCUUGAUGAAGAGGAGGAAGGAGAAGACGUUCUGAUAACGCACGAAGGAACGGAUGAAUUGAAUGGUUUCUAUAAGCACCUUGCGGAACUGCAGUCGAUGGAGGGUACGUAUUUGGAAGAACCCUCGGAUGAACUGAGCGAAAAAUAUAAGCGCUGGAUGGAGGUGGUGGAGCAGGAACAGUUUACAGAGCCACGGUUGGCACGACAUCUAGCUAGUAGCACAAUACUAAACGAACAGUAUACGGCCCUGGUGCCUAGCAAGGUCGCUCAUAUGGACUUUUGGAAGAGGUACUUGUUCAAAAAGGCUUUACUGGAAGAUGCCAUUGCCAAUGCCGAAAUGGCCGACAAGAAAGCAAAGGCAGCGGUUGUUUCCAGCGAAACUGUUGCGCCCAAUAUAGUGAUCGUCCAAACUGAUCAGCCCAAGCGGGCAAUCGAAGAAGAAUUGAUUACGGAUGACAUCACUUGGGCUGAAGUUCCGGAGUUCGAUGCUUCAAAUUUGGAGCUAUCGGAAGAGGAACAAGCUCGUCUUCUCGAAGAAUAUGAACAGGAAAUCAAGGAACGCGAGAAGGCUAUUGGCAGUGGCCGCAUGGACCCCGUAGACGAAGCGCUACUCAUUCAAUCAGACAUCGAAAAAACUCCCCAAAAGAAGCCAGCAUCAACUGCUAGCAGCAGCAGCAGCAGCAGCAAUAAAUCAAUAGCAGCAAAGAAAACCCAAUCUCAACCACAAAGUGCUAAUAGUAGAAACACGAACCAAAAAUCGCAACAGCAGAAAGGUACAAAUGUAAAGCCUACCGGAAAAGCUGGUGCCAGCGGAAAUAGUAAGCAAAAAACUCCAGCAAAACAGGAAAAGAAACCGAACGAACUGAAGAUUGAGAAGAACCACUUCACCAAGGACGAUGUUUCCUCUUCGAAUUCGGAUGAAAGCUGGGAAAAGGAGUUUGACCUGGAGGAAUGAGCUGCUCUACUUGCUACAAUUAUCUUCUACCUAUCUGUCUAACAUAUUUCGCCCCGGUAAGUAGCGAACACAAACUAUUUCGUAAUGUACCUAGAACAACUAGACGUUUCAUUUCGAUGAGCAUUGGGAAAAUACUAUUGGAAGCAUUUGAUAUCUUCACAGUGAUCGAGAAGGACAAGAUAGAACGUUUUUACAAAUGAUUUUUGUAAAUUUUAAAACAAUGCUGCAUGUCUUAAAUCCAAUUUAAGCUGUUAAUUAUUAUUACUAUUAGUAGAAUCAAGUGUAAUAAAACUAUUCGUCAUUUUUAUUUUAUUUUAUACAUUCUACACAUUCUGUUCAUAUAUCUAUACUUUACCCCAUUCAAUAAAGAAGAAUGAAAAAAGCAUAGUGCGUCCAAUUUGUGUCCCGCAAAACAUUGUUAGUUUGCUGCAACAACACACUGAUAUAAAGAAAUUUACAAUUUACGAUAGAAGGCCACGAAGACAGGAUGAUCUGGUUUGGUCUUUGCAGGAAUGUUUUUCGUCUGAGAUAUAAUUGUAGGUCGAUUUUAGUGCAUAGACUGUGUAAUAAGUGAUGUGUUUUUUUUUGUUUUCGCGUAGGGAAGGCAAAUUAAGAGAAUUUUGAUGAUA